AUUUGCACUCUUUUCGCAGUGAACCCUGGAGUUGGCUACGUGAUUUAUUUCCUAAUGAAAUGACGUCUUUUAAUUGCAAUAACACCAGAACCUCUCGGAAACAGGGGGACGCCAUUCACCACACCACCAAUUCUGAGCUACAGACAAGGAGACAAGGAGAACGAAAAUAACCGAGAAGCAAGCGUAAUAUCUCCCAGAAACUGGCCACCGCUGUGCCGCAGAAAUGCAGUGAUGAGCGCACGGUGUGAAUCCCCUCACCGAUGCAUCCUUUAAAUUUUCAAUGCUGCUAUAUCUGCUCAGACACAUGCGGGAGAGACUGAUGGAAGGCUUAGCACUCGGUCUAGUCACAGAUUGAUCAAAUGUCUUUUUCACGACCGAGACUGCUAUAUACCUUUUGGAUACACAAAUGGCUUCUAGUUUGAGGGGUACGCAUAACAAUCUGCAUAUUUUGGACAUCAGUGAAGGGGACAGGGCUCGCGCGUUGGGCUUGCUUGAAUGGAUAGGUGUGGGGGAUACAGGAUGUUACUGGAAAAAUGGGAAGACACCUGGCUUGGAUGGAUUCUUCACUAAGUGUCUGAUAUCAGUAGGAAUGCUUUUACUUGUCCUGCAAUCGGCACUGGCUACAGACGGUGAAGGGAAUUAUGAGGCAUCUGGGUUCUCAGCCCCACUGCAGGAUCCAGCAGCUUCUGCAGGUCCUGCUCACCUGUUGGCCAGGUUAAUGCGGGAGGAGGAGGUGUCUUCAUCGGUCCACCACACAGACCCACCAGGGGUAGCAGAGAGCACAAGAGAGCAGCCUGCUUUCUCAUCCAUCCUGACCAUGUUGGCCAGCACGGUCGAAAGACCGCAGACAUUAGUGUUGUCACAAUCUUCCCCAGUUAUCUCCAACCAAACAAACCAAUGGCCCUCAGAGGAUCCAGCCAGAGGAAUCGAGCCUUCGUCUUCAGCCCCAGCUGUAACCAGCAUCCUUUCCUCCAGCUCAGAGGAAACAACAAUGAAUGAUUCAUCUGAAGCCCCAGUGUCUUUACUGUCAACAUCUGGGGAAGGAGACACCUCCCUUGCAAAGAAUGCAACCACCUCCCACACAAGUAAUACUACCAUCUUCAGAAAAGCUGAAAACACAUCCACACCAGUGGCAUCUACUGCCAUAGUGCGCACCACUCAGGAGACUUUAACAAAUGCUACUCUUCAUCUCACAACUGUGACCACCACAAAUGUGGACUCCACCACUGAGGUUGCGAAGACCACGACCAGCACCACAAUGCAGCCAACCAGCACUGCUCAGAUGACCGUGACUGCGACCAAUGUAGUGACCACAGAUAAAAUCACCACCACAACCUCCACAAUGACAACAACCCCCCUGACCUCUACAAUCAGCAUCACCACCCAAAGUCCCAAGAUUGCUACACCCACAGCUGACCUCCAUAUCACUUCCACCACUGAAGUUCCUCUGUUGCAGUGCAACAUCACAGAGGAAAUAUGGGUAAAAACAGUUUUGUCCAUACACCUGAGGAGGAACCGGCUUGAUAACACACUGAAACAGAAUCUCCCAAAAGGCCUCACGCAAGCACUGCAGAGGGCUUUCAAUGACAGCAGUGUUCAUGCCAAGGUUAUGACCUUGAGCAGCGUUUCCAACAUGACAGUGGGCUACUACGUGACAAGUGGCAGCAUGGUCUAUAUGCCCUCAGCAGUGGUAGAGUCAUUCAAUGCAUACGGCAUUGACAACUUAAUGGCUGACAUCAAGCAGUUUGUGCCUGCAGUGCAGUCCCUCCCUGUCACUGCAACUCCCUGGGUGCCCAGUCCAGCCAUUAACUUGCAGCUGAAAACUGUCCUCAGGUUUGUAGCUCCAGAGGAUGAUAUAAAAUCCUGCAGUUUUGCACAGAGGAUGGAGCAGCGACUGGAGAACGCAUUUGCUGAAGCCGAGUCGAAGGUGUUGAAUUCUUACAGCAGACUUUCUGUUCAGAUCCUGAGCACUUUACCAUCAUUGGGUUCUCCGGUUGUGUCCCUGAUCUAUUCGGUCCAAAAUGGCAGCACCACUCUGAAUGGCACCUUCUCCAGCAACCUCCUCAACCAACUCACCACCGAGCUGGUGGGCUACUUCCUCCUAUUCCCCCCAUUCAUCAUCGCUGAGCCCCUAGAGUACCAUAACCUUAACACCUCUGCAGCAACUAGAGUCUACUGGGUAAUCACAGUAAUUCAGGAUGUUGACAACUCCUCUCUGGAGGGGAAUUACCAGAGCUUUGCCAGUUUAAUGGAGCAGCGCUUGGCGGAGCUCUUCGUUGUUGCCCACCAGGAGGGAACAAGGUUCAGGAGGGCCACCACAGUGGGGAGCUACACUGUCCAGAUGGUCAGCAUCAGACGAGUCCUUGGACCAAAGAGCCCAGCUGAAAUGACAUACUAUGUGCAGCUGAAUGGCAUUCCGCUCCCUGGAACCUCUGCUGCCAAGAUCCUGAACACAGUGGACUCCCAGACUGCAGCCCUCACGCUAGGCUACUUUGUACAGCUCCAGGCCGAACCUGUGGUGAAGGACCCGCCCAACAACCUGUGGAUCAUUGCUGCAGUGCUGGCACCCAUUGGCGUGGUGACGGUCAUCAUCAUUAUCAUCACUGCCGUACUGUGCAGGAAGAACAAAGGUGACUUCAAGGCAGAUGCCAUGGGGAACAUUAACCCCCGAGCUAAGACAGCAUAUCGGAGGGAGGCCAGUUAUUACCACCAGCCCGUGCAAGGGUUUGACUACGCCAAACAGCACCUUGGCCAGCAAGGCGGUGAUGAGGAGGCCCUCCCUGUAACCCAGGAAACUAUGAUCCUACCUCUCCCCAUCCGGGAUGCCCCCCUGGUGCAAGAUAGGGGAAUAUACCAGGAUGGGAGCACCUCCAAAAAGACCCUGUCCAGUGAGAUCCGUAAAAGCAGGUUGCCUAGUGAGGACGGCUCCGUCAUCAGCAACGAAUCAGGGAAGCUAAACUCCGGCAGGGGAUCGUCGGUACAGAAAGUCCCAGCACAGCAGAAAAUGACAAAAGAGGAGGCGCGCAAAAGGACUGAUCCCUACGACACCUCCUCUGGCUCCCUGCAGCUCAUCUCCAUCAAACCCAUGGCUGCUCCACCCUGCUACUCACACCCAGCCUCCUCUGACCGCAGCCAGGACUCGGCCAUCCUCAAUGGAGAGGUGAGCAUGGCCCUGAAGCAGAAGUCAGACAUAGAGCACUACAGGAACAAGCUACGGCUGAAGGCCAAGAGAAAGGGCUACUAUGAUUUCCCUGCCAUUGAAACCAACAGCAAAUCCUAUGGCCUGCGGCAGAGGCAUGGCCAUGAAAACACUCAGCUGGAGCUCAACAAGGUGCUGGAUCAUGAAGAGGAGAGGGCCUCCACCUAUGUCAAAUCCAGGAGAAGACACUCUCAGAUGGGAACCCCAGCAUAUCGGAGCCGGCAAUCUUUGAACAGCCCCGGCCCGAGUGGAACUGAGAUGGACCUGCUUGUCAUGAGGGAGAGGACCCGGAGAGGGAUCCGCAACAGCGGCUAUGACACGGAGCCAGAGUUGAUUGAAGAGACCAACGUGGAUCGCCUUGUGAGUGCCAGGGGCUACAUCACUGGGCAACAGGUCAAAGGUCAUUCGGAGACGUCCACCCUGAGCUCGCAGCCCUCCAUCGAUGAGGUGCGGCAGCAGAUGCACCUGCUCCUGGAGGAGGCCUUCAGCCUGGCCUCAGCCGGCCACUCCACGGGCGGAUGCCACCAGCACCACCACCUUCAUCAUGGCCCCUGCAGCCCGGGACAGCCAAUCCCGUACUCCGAGGUGGUGACCAGCGCCCCCGGGACCAUGAGCAGGCCCCGGGGUGGGCUGCAGUGGGUGCCGGCCUACGGACCGGACAUGUACCAGUGCAGCCCACCCAAGCCUGCUUUCAGGUUCACCCAGCUGCCUGAUAUGGCUAUGGGCUCCCCACCGCCCCCCAUACCACCCAGAACGGGACCCCAUUCUGGGCCGUCUCUGAGACGCUCCACAUCUGACAUUGGCCCUAAAGCCCGGACCUCAGAGUCUUCAGUCCCUGACACACAGAGUCAGCUCGACAGUGACCCUUAUGUGCCACUCACCCGACUGCCCCUCCCUGCUGUCACUGCAGACCAGUCCAUGCCACACUACUCAGGAAACCCAAUAACAGCAGUGUAUGCCAUACCAGCCAACCGGUCUGGCUACUCUGGCUACUUCGCCCCUACGCCCCCGUCCUCCUAUAGGAGCCCGUCCUGGAUGUCCUACCCACCAGAGCCAGACGACCUCCCUCACCAGUGGGCUGACUCUGUACCCCUGCCGGGGUAUGCGGAGGCCUUCCCUCAUCCUCGUUACCCACAGAGCAGCCCCAUCAUGCUGCCCUGGCAGUACAGCCAGGCCUCAUCUGUGCAUGGCAUCCUGGACCAACCCCCUACGCCCUCCACUGUCACCUCCCAGCAGAGCCUGACGGAUGCCGGUGAUAUCUCCGGCACCUCCCUCAGCAAGAUCACCACUUCUGCCCUGGUCAAGGCCAUCCGAGAGGAGGUGGCAAAGCUGGCCAAGAAGCAGUCGGACAUGUUCGAGUUUCAGGUCUAGCACCCCCCAGGGACAUGGAGGCCAAAAUAUAUAUUUUUAUGUACUCUUGACAUUGAAGCCAGGACUCUACCAAGCUGGACAAAGCCACAAAACUGCUUUUUUGAUGUCUGUUAUUAAGAUUGA
Molecule: messenger RNA, 4693 nt
Organism: Megalops cyprinoides (Indo-Pacific tarpon)
Lineage: Eukaryota; Metazoa; Chordata; Actinopteri; Elopiformes; Megalopidae
Product: UPF0606 protein KIAA1549L-like
Exons: 22
Coding region: 407-4570 (1387 amino acids)
Source: RefSeq, a predicted model, not a curated record